Molecule: messenger RNA, 7160 nt
Organism: Petromyzon marinus (sea lamprey)
Lineage: Eukaryota; Metazoa; Chordata; Hyperoartia; Petromyzontiformes; Petromyzontidae
Product: polycystin-2-like protein 1
Biological process (GO): potassium ion transmembrane transport; detection of mechanical stimulus
Cellular component (GO): membrane
Molecular function (GO): calcium ion binding; sodium channel activity; calcium channel activity
Source: RefSeq, a predicted model, not a curated record
CUCCUCCUCCUCCUCCCCCCCCCCUGCCUCACCGACACCGGCUGCUUGGGGAAGCCACCACGACGCGUAUUCGUGGUCGCUCACGACAAUUGAAUUUGCGCGAGCGUGGGGCGUGAUCACCUGUUCCGAGGCGCACGAUGACACAGUUUGCAUUUGCACAGUCACCAACGCACAGCGCCUCUGGUACUGGCAGAUAUUAGGAUAUAAUAAUACGGCUAUAAUAGCAAGGAAACAACCGUGUGUGUGUGUGUGUAUAUAUAGACGACACAACUUAUAUUUUAAAAAAACAUAUGAUAUAUAAUAAACAUUACACGAAAAACAAUAUUAAGGGACGACAAGGCUACAAAUUGAACGGAGCAGAUAGCCUGAGGAUAAUUGAUUGGUAGUUGAGCCCCACAAAUUUGCUCAGUUCACUCACCUAUCGGGCUCACUUUCUCGUUGGCGGACGUCGCAAUUUGGUUCAGCGAUGAGCGUCAAUCAGAAGGCCAACGUCUACGAGUCUCACCAGAAUUACGACAACGAUGCGUUCGACGGCUCGCGUUCCGGCUCGCCCACGGCCUCGGUCCGCACAAUGUCGGCGAGCAGCGCUUUCGGCGUGCCGAGCCACAAGGAGAUGCUCACGGAGCCGGCCUCCACGGCGGGGGCCGGCCUGGCCCUCGCUGUGGCCCAAGACCAGCAACCGGGAUGCUGCGGCAAGGUCGGCAAGGCCAUCCGAGGGUUCUGGGGAACGCGCCUCACCGAAGUCAAUGCCACUCGGGAGCAAUACUUCAAGACGACCCUCCGUGAACUCAUCAUUUACGUCGUCUUCCUCAUUGAUCUCUGCCUGUUGACGUUUGGGAUGAUGAACACCAACACGUACUAUUACACGAAGGUGAUGAUGGACCUGUUUGUCGAAUCCCCGGUCUCUCCCAUUGAUGGGACCAACUUCAACAGCAUCAGCAGCAUGGACGACUUCUGGAAGGUGGUGCAGGGUCCGGUGCUGGAUGGCUUAUACUGGGAGAAGUGGUACAACGGCGACCAGCUUCCCGUCAACCUAUCGUUCAUACAGUACGAGAACGUCAUGUUGGGCGUACCCAGGGUCCGGCAGCUCAAGGUGCGCAAUGGCUCCUGCACCAUUUACCCCCUCUUUCGGAACAUCAUCCCCGGAUGCUACGACGGAUACUCGUGCGGUGAAGAAGACAAAGAGACAUUUGGAAGAGGCACGGGCACCGCAUGGAAGUAUUGGUCAGAAGAAGAGCUAUCUGGGUCAUCCCACUGGGGACUGCUGGCUCAAUAUAGCGGAGCCGGCUACUACAGAGACCUCUCGCGCCGCAAGAACGAGAGUGCACCGAUGCUGCAGGAGCUGAAGGACUACCUCUGGCUGGACCACGGAACUCGAGCCGUUUUCAUUGAUUUCACCACCUACAAUGGGAACAUCAACCUGUUCUGUGUCGUCAGGCUGGUGGUCGAGUUCCCACUCACCGGAGGAGCACUGCCCUCAUACCAGUUUCGCACCGUGAAGCUCAUCCGCUACGUGAGCGCCUUCGACUACUUCAUCAUGGCGUGCGAGGUCAUCUUCUGCUGCUUCAUCCUCUACUAUGUGGUCGAAGAGUGCCUGGAGCUGCGUCUCCAUGGCAUGAAAUAUUUCAAGAGCGUGUGGAACUGCCUGGACAUCAUCGUGAUUGUGCUCUCGAUGGUCGCCAUUAUCUUCAACAUCUGUCGAACCAUCGCUGUGAGUAACCUACUCGGAGCGCUGCUCAAUGAUCCCAACAUCUACGCCGACUUUGAAUACCUCGCCUUCUGGCAGACACAAUUCAACAACAUGUUGGCCAUCAAUGUGUUCUUUGCCUGGAUCAAGAUCUUCAAGUACGUGAGCUUCAACAAGACCCUGACGCAGCUCUCCUCCACGCUGGCUCGCUGCGCCAAGGACGUCCUGGGCUUUGCCGUCAUGUUCUUCAUCAUCUUCUUCGCCUACGCGCAGACAGGAUACCUCGUCUUCGGCUCUCAAGUGGAGGACUUCAGCAGCUUUGUGAACUGCAUAUUCACGCAGUUCCGCAUCAUCCUGGGCGAUUUUGAUUUUCAUGCCAUCGAGAACGCCAACCGGAUCCUGGGCCCCAUCUACUUCACCACCUACAUUUUCUUUGUCUUCUUUGUUCUGCUGAACAUGUUCCUGGCCAUCAUCAACGACACUUACACGGACGUGAAGGCAGAGCUGGCGGACACGAAGGACGAUUUUGAGAUUGGCGACUUCUUCAAGCAGGGUUACAAGAAUAUGCUGAACAAACUGAAAAUGAAGAAGGAUGACAUCGCAGACAUGCAACGUGCCUUGGACUCAGCUGGAAAGCACUUAGAAUAUGACAUCUGGCGCAAGAAUCUCAAACAGCUAGGCCACUCUGAUGAGGAAAUCGCAGCUGCCUUUUCCAAGUUUGACAAGGACUCGGACAAUGUGUUAGACGAAGAUGAGCAGAAACAGCUGAGAGCGGAGCUUGAGGGACAGAAGGAUAAAUUAAAUGAGGAUAUUGAGGCUCUGAAAACCAUGGAUAAUUCUGGGAAACCUGGAGAUGCAUCUCGCGUGACAAAGGACGACUUCAACAGGUUUGCCUCCCGGGUUGCUAAGAUGGAGAGCUCCAUGGACAGUCUCAUGUCCAAGGUGGAGUCCCUGCUGACCAAGCUCGAGAUGGACACACCUGAUAACAAAGAACACAACGUACGCAACAAUUUCCACCAGAAAGAAAAUGACAAUAAUAAGGACAACAUUCUGUGAUUGUCAGGGAUGGAAACCUGCAGAAUACCAUUGGCAAGAUACACGUGACCAACAUCUAACAAUAUUUAAGAAGUCAAACACUGGCCCAUAAUCCAUUCCAAAAUAUAUCAUAAACCUGAUCCAAAAAAGUCAUGGAAUUCUCAGUUCACAAUAAAAUAGUUUAAACCCUUUAUGGAUCCCCAAUAAAUGAUUGGCUCCUUAAAUGACUAGUAAUAUAAUGCCUUUAAAGCCUCUAGAGAGGGGAUCUCUCUUAAGCUCCCUGUAGUGGAGGCCUUUCCACCAGCAAUGACGUGAACAAGCAAUUGCAGGCCUGGGAUGUUACCUUUCAUCCUUUAAGUCUACAUACACUGUGUGGUUUCGGUGUGAUGAUCACAUGCCAUUGAUCACAUCUAAAUAACAUGUUAAAUCUAGGCCUUUACCAAAAUGUAGAGAAAAGUAUUUCUCAUUUAGUGAACAAGUAUCAAAUGUGCAGCAACUGUAUACAUUGCAACAGCCCUGUGUCAUAAAAUAAGAAGAGACCCACCUCUCCACAGUAGAAUGCUCUAUGGUAAUUAAGCAAUUUAAUUUCACUAUUGAAAUACUAACAAACCGAUUGUAAAACUGUAAAGAAAUCCACUGCAUUUUAUGCAUUCAUUCAGUAAACCACAUUCGAGGCUUACUUAAUUAUGCGACUGAGAUCAUCAUUCAAAGAGCCAUAAUCCUCUCUUGCUUUUAAGGUGCCAAAUUUUACAAAUAAAAUUCAAAAGGGCAUUCAUUGACUUGGGCCCUGCGAAGGGGCAUAGUUCAGAUGAGGGUGGGGCAUUGAUCGAUUUUCUGCAAUGUCAGCAGAUUUGGCAUACGAAAUAUAUAUAAAAGCUCAAGUGCUCCUGUGAUUACAGGUGUUUAUGAAAUAACUUAUUAGCAAGCUUGUAUCUGAGCCCUAAGGCAUUGGCCAGCAUUGAGAAAACAUAUCAACCGGUAUCACCUAUUUACAAUUUGGUGUUACAUCAUAAAGGAUAUAUUCAGUCCAAUUCCACAUUUCUAGAUAUAAAGCAGCCCACCGGCACUUGCUCUCCAUGGCAAUCAGACUGAUAAAGUUGUGCUCUUGCUAAUAGCUGACAGUGUUUCUGUAUUAGCAGCUUACAACCCAUUUAGCACUGUGGAGGCAACGAUUGGUGGAUCACACAGAUGUUGUGAAACUCCCUUUCCUCUGGGCGUCGAUCUGUCAUACCCUGGCUUGCCACGAGCAGGCAGUACUGCAAGUGGACUAAUCCCCAUUGGUGUCCAUUUGUACGGGGAUGGAGUAUUGCCCCUCACGUGUGGUUGGGGUUUCUCCAGGUGCUCCGGUUUACUGAAACAUGAAUAAUAACUAAUUUAUUGGCUUAAACAUCUCAAAAUAAAAACCCCAAUGCAGGACCCUCCUGAAAAAAGAGGUUUUUUUUUACUUUGUGUUCCAAAGAGCUAUUUAUGAGCUAUUACAUGACAUUGGUAUAUCCAUGGGCUCAGUGGAUAAACUCUAAAUUGAAAAUGUCAACAUCAAACAACACUAAAUCCAAACUCCGAAUACACGACGCUAUUGCCUAUUAUCAAAUGGAGGUGAAGUGUGCAGAUAUGCAGGUAAUAUAUGAAUGGUGGCGUCAUAGACAACAUUAUUUUCAUAAAUAAAAACAACGGAUUGCCAUUAUUCAACUUCAAAUACUGAAUAAUGGUAAUUACUAAUAAUCACCAUAAUUGCGCUUUAAACAUUAGACUGGGUAUAAGUAACAUUUGGUUGCAAAUAUGAAUGUAGUUCAUUGAAGGUAAAUGUAAUUUAUACAGGAUAUAUUUCAUUGUCAUUGUAUAAACAGUAUAAGAAUUUAAAUUUUGAUUUAAAGCUUUCGUGACUGCAGUAAUUCAUAUUCUUAGUUUUUUCGGUAAAGUCACGUUGAAGAGAAACAACAAAAUAAUAAAAUAUAUAUAAAACAAAAACAUUCUCACGACGUUUCGACCAUAACUCAAGGUUACAAGAAUUUGUUUAAAAUUAAAUGUGUUAAUUGUGAAGUCACUAAAGGUAAUUUUCAAUUUUGCAGCAGUGUCAAAAAUUAAGGUGUUGAAACUAGUUCAAUAUGUAACGUACUUAACUGCACUUCAAUAUUGAAUUGCACUUGCUGGUAUUUCCUUUAAGGGAACCUUUAAAUUUAACUUGGUAAAUGUAUAACAUCGUAUAUUUGACAUAGCUGCAAUGAUAAAGAAAAUCCUUUACUAUGUGUUAAGAAAAAACUAUACAGUAAAUAUGGUAUUUACUAUCAUUACAUUAAUGGCAGGGAUUUAUAUAUUCAAAAUAAUAUCAUCGUUGCAAUGUAUGCAUGUGGAUAAUUAUUUAAAAUAUGCUGACAGCAUGAUUUGCUCCUUCAUGUGUGCACGUGCGUGCAUCUGCGUGUGCAUUAGGCAGCUUCGGGUGUAGUUCACAAGUAACAGCAGCUCUAUGAAUUAUGAAAUCAGCAGCUACAUUUCUUUUGUGGUCAUUGAUCACAUGUUUUUUCAGUCAUUGUGGAUGUUUAGAUGUCGCCCAUCUCUGAGUGGGUUUAACCCCCCUGCAUAUUGUUUUGGCUCGUGUAAACAUGCCCUCGGGAACCGUCUGUCAAUUCAGUAGUGGUUGGCAUUAGUCCCUUGUGCAAGGAAUUAAAUGGGGUCCACUCCUAUCCCAAUUCUCUGUAGCCCUGGGCCUGGGCACCUACCGGCCCCGUGGCACAGCUGCAAUUGCACCACCUGUACAGUCGAUAUCGAGACCACUGGGUCAAAGCAUAGCCCUUUAAAUUCAAUAUGAACAUGGAUAUUCACACGCUGAGUUUUGUAGCACGGUUGGCUAUGUACGGUGCGAAAGAAGUUCAACAUGCAUACAUUAACACAGAAGUUAUUUAUGCGAACCACUUCAUUUUAAUUUGGAUGAAACCCUUCACAUUAUUCUUAAGAUUAUCAUGCAUGGGAUUAAAAUCAUAGUAUUACAACAUUAUUAUGGGUUUUGGUAUAUACGGAUUGAGGGUGGUGCCAUACAUGCUUAUUUGCCUGCAUGUGCUUACGUAAAAAUAUGUGCCUAUAAGCUUAGCACUUGUAUGUAUUACUUUUAUGUAAGAAACCCUCUAGAUGAUGCGAGACAUAUAGUUGUGUAAUUUAUAGACUUGUACUUCAAUAGUGUGUACUGUCUGCAACAAGUUGGCAAUAUCUAACAGCUUCUGUAUUAUCAUUAACAGUCGUAGGGUGGUUAUAACUGGCCCUCUUAACGUAUAGUUGUGAUUCUAUGGAAUGCCCCGUCACAUUUCUUGAUGUCAAGUAAGAUAAUGUAUAUACAAAAACAAAUACUGGCUCGUGUAAUGUAGGUUUUUUUGUUUGCCAUUUUUCAAGUUUCAAUGCAUUGUGCAAUAAUAUGAAACCUGUGUUUUCGUGUGUAAGACUCGUCACAUUAAGCCGAGGACUUCCAAUAAGCGUUUUAUCUGGCUCCAGUUAAUCAGGUUUUAUUUUCACCGUGUACCAAUGCACAUAGUUUCUAAACAUUAUCACGGCACGUGCAUAGUGCAGAACAGACUUGGUAUUACUUGACAUCAAUGUGAUAUCCCAGUUUUAGUGAAAACAUUCGUUAAUUGUGAGUCAUUUGUCUGUGUGUUAAUCAAUGUGCAUACAUUUUCACCAAGUUUUCAUGAUGUAAAAAAACGGUCUUCAGUACUUUAUUUACGUCCACUGUUGGCAGUUUUUCAGACAGUUCUAAACUUCUUAAUGACAAUUUAUUUUCUUCUUUGGUUCUUUCGGUAAAGUCACGUAGAAUGAGAAUAAAAUAAUAAAUUGAUAAAAUAAAAUAACACAAUAUUUUAUUUUUAUUUCACCAAACCAACGGCUAUGUUUAUCAGUUACUUGGGUGUGAUUUUCCAGGGAACAUCAAAGGAAAUAUACGAUUAUUUUUUUUCUCAAAAUGCUAUCACACAAAUACAUACACUUGUAAAAUAAACUAUACAAUAUCUUUUAUUUCAGUUAUAUGUCCCAGUUUGCAAUUGUCAUCUGUCAACAAACCUCAGUCGCUAUGAAUAUGAAGUACAGAAUGGAGAUGAUCACAAUAUCAUUCAUUUGAUGAAGACAAUUUUCUGAGAGCAUUUUGAAAUAUGGUGCAUACAAUAAUACUGACGUAUAAAUUGGUUAUGAAAUGAUGCUGCUCAUAUGAGUAAGAAAUACCAAUUCCUUUCACAUCUCUUAAGUGGGGAGAAGGCAAAGAGGUCAGUUAAAACCUUCAUGUGUUGCUGCUAUGCAAUUAAAAUGUUAUUUUAAAUUCAACCAACCUAUAUUUAAUGCACAUUGACAGCCCUUUCGUCGGGCUUUUAAAUAUGUUUAGUUUAACUUGCAAACACCUACGUAAUAUGUGUAAUAGAUAAUGGACAAUAUUAAGCAUGGAAAAUAAAGCAUGUUAAAUUAA